AUGUGCGUGGGGAAGUGCAGCCGGAUCGUGGGUCCCUGCCUGCUGGUGCUGGGCACGCUCUCCGUGGCAGCCAGCAUCCUCCUGCUGUUCCCCGGCGGAGCAUCCAAGUACCUGCGGGAGGGGCACAUCGGCAGCCACGCCCGCGCCGUGCCGGGGCUCUGGGGCGGCGGCAUCGCCGUGCUGCUGGCAGCGACUCACGUCACGGCGCUGGGCUGGCGGCGCUCCGGCUGCUCCGCCCGCCACAGCGCGUUCCUGUCCGUGGUGCUGUCCAAGCUGGCUCUCCUGGGCGCUGCCGCCUGCUUCGUGCUCUGCGGGGUGGGGCUGACGAACGGGCCGCUCUGCCUCCACAACAGCACCGCGCUCGGCCCCGGGCACUCGGCCCGCUGGGGGUACCCCUUCCUGGAUGCCACUGACCUGGGGCCUGAUGCCAGGACUGAGAACUACCUGUACAACCGGAGAAGCUGGAGCGUCUGCCUGGAGCCCCAGGGCAUCGUCACCUGGCACGUGGUCCUGUUCUCCCUCCUGCUGCUCAUCAGCGUGGCCGAGAUGGUGCUGGCCUUGCUGCAGAUCCUCAACGGCUGCCUGGGCUGCCUCUGCGGCUUCUGCGACGGCAAGUAGGGCCCGGUGGCAGUGCCAGGAGGAGGUGUCACCUCGGCUGUCACUUGGCUGCCGGCACACGCCGCAGAGAGGGCACAGCAGGAGCCGUGACCCCAGCCCGGUGCAAGAGCCCUGUGUGAGACUGACAGAGCCCCCUGGGAUGGACACCCAGGGGCUGACGAGCCAAGGGCUGCUCCUGUGCAGCUCCCCUGGCUGGGCCAGGUCCCUUCCCUUGGGGCUGGCGGCCGUUUGGGGUUGGGAAAUGGCCCGGUAAGGGAUGGAGGUGAGGACCUGGCUUC
Molecule: messenger RNA, 896 nt
Organism: Pyrgilauda ruficollis (rufous-necked snowfinch)
Lineage: Eukaryota; Metazoa; Chordata; Aves; Passeriformes; Passeridae
Gene: TM4SF19
Product: transmembrane 4 L six family member 19
Exons: 4
Coding region: 1-618 (205 amino acids)
Cellular component (GO): membrane
Source: RefSeq, a predicted model, not a curated record